This is a messenger RNA of Gadus macrocephalus (Pacific cod), 488 nucleotides long. Its product is annotated as xaa-Pro dipeptidase-like. Lineage: Eukaryota; Metazoa; Chordata; Actinopteri; Gadiformes; Gadidae. The transcript has 2 exons. The coding region runs from base 30 to 263 and encodes 77 amino acids. Gene Ontology annotation, molecular function: peptidase activity. The record is from RefSeq and is a predicted model, not a curated record.
UGACACGUCCAGGGGUGAAGUGGGCUGACAUGCACCUGCUGGCGGACCGAACCCACCUGGAGGAGCUGCUGAAGCUGGGCAUCCUGAAGGGCAACGUGGAGGACAUGAUGGGGGUCCGCCUGGGAGCCGUCUUCAUGCCCCACGGCCUGGGCCACCUGCUGGGCUGCGACGUGCACGAUGUCGGGGGGUACCUGGAGUUAGGUUGGCUACCAGACCUGUUAGCAUUCAAUUUGACCGUAAAAGGGGACAAAGGAAAACAUUGAAGGUUUGUAUAAACAUGGUAGUGGUAGAGUCCUGUCAGAAAAGGUAAGAAAAAUAUGAAUAUGUCUGGAAGGGUGUUCUGCACAACAGCUGCAUUUAGCUCAAACCAAAUGUCUCAUGUCAUUCUUUUCUUGGAUGUUAUAUUAUGAAAUAUAUUGCCUCAUUGUAACAAAAAACAACAUUUUUAUAAGCCACACUGAACAGAUCAACCAGUGCUGAACAUUUUA